CGUUUUUGUUUUGUCUAAAAAAUAAUAAUCAAAAUAUUAUUUAAUAAUAAUUUUUUUAUUGUGAUAUUAAAAUAAAGUUAAUUAAUAAUAAUCACUAGUUUUUUGAAUUCAAUUAUGUAAUGCCAUUUUUUAAUUAUACUUUCUUUGUUAAAUUACAUUUAAAUACUUAUAUAAAUUUUGAUAAUAAUGACUAAUGUUGACAGUUUUUCAGAAAAAGAAAAUGAGUUUGUAACAAAAACUGAUUCCGUACUAACAAUUAGCAGUGACAGCUCAUUUACUGACUCACCGAUAAAAAAAAGAUCAAAACGACAAAAUGGUCAAUUACCCAAAAAAUCUCGUGUGAUUGCUCUUGAUACUGAUAGUGAAGAUGAUUUUGAACCGUCAAAACCUUUGAAAACUAUCUCUCAAGAAUCAGUAAAACCUUUAUCAAGGAAUACGUCCAAUAAUAUGAAUAAUGAAAAGAAAAAGUUUAGUCCUAAGAAACCAUCGUUAAUAACGCGACCCAAAACUGGAUCACAAUCAUCACCAGUAAGUCCAACCAGUCCCGCUCGACCGGCAUGGCGUGGUCCCGAUUACAAAUUAAAUUUAAGUCCAUUGGGUGUAAAUGAAGACAUGAAAACAUGGAUCAAGACAAUGGAAAGAGCAGACGUGAUGUCACAAUCACCUAAACUGGAAUUCGAACUCCAUCUUCAUCUUAAUCAGCUCAACAAUCAUUACAUAGAAAUUCAAGAAAAAUUGCUUUCAGUGUAUGAUAAAAUACCGUUAGAAAUCCUUGAAAAAUUUCCACAAUUUGAUAGCAGUAUUUUCAGUAACAUCAAGUCAUUACGCCAGCAUGUGAGAGCUAAAAGACUUUUGACUGAAAAAAAAUUACGUAACACUUCUAGCCCGUCGACUUCUGGAGGCACAAACUCUCCAGCAAGUAAAAAUUUUCAAGUACGUCAACCAGUUAAAGCAGCAAAUUCAUCACCAGUUAUUGGAAAAACUAAUAAUGACAUGGACGAUAGUAUGGAAGAGGUUCCAGCUAAAAAACUAGCUCUAGAUCUGGACAGUAGCCUGGAAAAAGCACCAGUGGAAUCAAUAUCUAGGUUUCAAGUAAAGCGUCCAGUCAAAGCAACUUUAUCAUCUGAGUUUAAUGGACAUCGACCGGAAGCACCAUUGUCUCCUGUUUCAACAUCUGCGGUAGUAAAAUCAUCCAGACCAGCUCCUAAAACAGCUUUCGUAGACUUUACCGAUUCAGAAGACACCGUGGACGAUACUCCAGUGAAACCAGUGUCCAAGUUCCAAGUCAAGAGACCAGUGAAAGCAGUUUUAACCUCAGAAAUAAAUAGCAAAGUACCUGAACCAUCGUCAUCUCCGAUAACACAUCACACGAAACCUUCUAGUCAGCAAUCAGCUCCAGGUACAAACUAUCCAAAAGUUUCUAGCCAACCAACAUCAUACGCAGCAUCCAAACCAUCAAAGCCAGUCUAUGUGGACUUCAGUGAUCCAGAAGAUCUAGAAGUAACUAAUGAUCUAGGUCCAGCUCCUAGAUCUCCAGCAUCUGAAAUAUUUGAUUUAUCAAAUUUCGAAGAAGAUAGUUUUGAAGCUCAACCACUCAGCAAUCGUUCAAUAACCCAAGACUUGAAUGCACUUCCUGAAGUCGGUUUCCAACAUGACGAAUCAUCAUUUCGCAGUAAUUUCAAAGCCAUGUUCGAAGCACCUCCACCCCCAACCGGAAAAUUCAUGGGUGACACCCAAAACUCUGGACUGACCGGUGAAUUCGAUCGUGACUAUCCGCAUUCUCAAGAACUAAAAAGUCUAUUUCGUUCUAAAUUUGGAUUGUUUAGUUUCCGUCCAAAUCAAUUACAAGUCAUGAAUGCGGCAUUAACUGGCCAUGAUUGCUUUGUGCUGAUGCCAACAGGUGGUGGUAAAUCACUUUGUUAUCAAUUACCAGCUCUUUUAUCACCCGCAGUAACAAUUGUUGUUUCUCCUCUUAAAAGUCUCGUACUAGACCAAGUUCAUAAACUUAAUUCCCUUGAUAUUAAAUCAGCUCAUUUGUUAGGCGACGUAUCAGAUUCUGAAGCAAACGCAGUCUACCGUGAUUUGAAUCGCGAUUUACCAACGAUAAAACUAUUAUACGUUACCCCAGAAAAAUUAUCAUCGAGUAGCAAACUUUUGGAUGUUUUAAAACGAAUGUAUGAAAAAGGUUUAUUAGCGCGUUUUGUUGUUGAUGAAGCUCACUGUGUCUCUCAAUGGGGUCAUGAUUUUCGUCCUGAUUAUCGUAAGCUUAGUUUUUUACGUAAAUCAUUUCCCCAAGUUGGAAUGAUGGCAUUAACUGCCACCGCAACACCUACAGUCAGAACUGAUAUUUCAAUAAGAUUGAGUUUAAAAAAUCCAAAGUAUUUCUUCACAAGUUUCAAUCGUCCCAAUCUUAAGUACACAGUAAUUGAAAAAAAAGGACGUAACUGUUACGCGGAGGUUGCAGCUUUAAUUAAAGAAAAGUAUCCACGCGAAUGCGGUAUUGUCUAUUGCUUUUCUCGCAAAGAUUGCGAUGAUUAUGCAGAUCAUUUGAAGAUGAAUGGGAUCAGAGCGGGUAGUUAUCAUGCUGGACUAUCAGAUAAGCAGAGAACGGAAGCGCAAAUGAAGUGGAUAAGGGAAGAGACUAAAGUUGUUUGUGCGACAAUUGCCUUUGGAAUGGGAAUUGAUAAAGCGAAUGUACGUUUUGUAUUUCAUGCGACUAUUCCUAAGAGUAUUGAAGGUUAUUAUCAAGAAAGUGGACGUGCUGGAAGAGAUCAAGAAAAUGCAGACUGCAUUUUAUUUUAUAAUUAUUCAGAUACUAUUAAAAUUAAGAAUAUGAUUAUGGCUGAUCCGAGUUCCAGAGACGCAUGUCAAAAUAAUAUGGAUAAUUUAGCCAAAAUGAUAUCGUUUUGUGAAAACAAAACUGAUUGUCGAAGAGUUUUACAGCUGAGAUAUUUUGGGGAAAUUUUUGAUCAGAAAUAUUGUAUUAAUAAUCCAGCUACUACUUGCGAUAACUGUCGUAAUAAGGAUAAUUUCACUAUGACAGACAUGACGGAAGAUGCGAAAGAUAUCGUCCGUGCGGUAAGGGAUAUUAUUCAGACGCGAAAAUGUAAUUUGACGUUGAUUUAUUUGAUGGAAGUUCUCAAAGGAUGUGACUUGAAAAAAAUACGAGAGUCAGGUAUGAAUCGUGACGUAUUAUUUGGUAAAUUCAAAUCAUGGAACAAAAGUGACAUCGAUCGCUUCCUCCAUCAAUUGGUCUUUGAAAAUUAUCUAUCCGAAGAGCUACAAAAUAUCAAGGAAAUCGUAGUAGCUUAUGUAAAGCUUGGUGAACGUGCCAAGGCUUUAAUGACUACAGAUAUUAAGGUCAUGUUCCCAACAAGAUCAUCAACAAACAACCGGUUAACAGUAACAGUAGCUUCGACAGUAAAAUCAGACAACAAAGCUCUGAAAGAGCUUCAAGAUCGUUGUUACGCCGAGCUGAUGCGCGACAUUACUGGCAUAGCAGAGGCACUUGAUAUUCCACCAGCAAGUAUUAUGAGCAAUAUCGCAGUCCGUGCAAUGAGUCAGCAAUUGCCAGCAACUAAAGAUGAAAUGCUUAAGAUACCCCACGUUACUGAAGCCAAUUUUAAUAAAUACGGCAAAGUUUUGCUACAAAUAACAGAGCGAUUUGCUGCUGAAAAAGUUGCUAUGGAAAUGGAAGCAAAAGAAAUGGAAGAAGAAGCUAAGCGUGCCAAUGAUCUGGAUGAUGAUUGGCUUGAAACAGGAUCUACUGGUGGAUCUACUAGUGGAUCAUACAAGCCAAGAGGAUUUCGAGGUCGUGGUAAGAAACGUUACGGUACUAGUAAAAAAAGUAGCAAUCCAAAACGUACUAAAUUAUCUGGGUCAUCUGCUUCUGGUUCAUCAACUUCUUCUUACAAUCGAUCAAAGGCCGCUGGAGGAACGGCUAGCAGUUCACGUGGACGUGGACAAGGUCAAGGACGUGGACGGGGAUAUAAUCAAGGACCUAAUUUGGGUCUUGUUGAUUUUACACAAAAAAAAGAAUUUAUAGCCGAUCCACUGCGAUAUUCUGCCGUAGGACUUUAAAGAUAAAUUUAUUAAAUCUAGAGUUUAAAAUUUAAAAUAUUAAUUAUUAAGUUAUUGAGAUAAAUAAAGUUUU
This is a messenger RNA of Microplitis mediator, 4153 nucleotides long. RefSeq names its product recQ-like DNA helicase Blm (gene Blm). Gene Ontology annotation, biological process: DNA replication; double-strand break repair via homologous recombination. NCBI's taxonomy places the organism in Eukaryota, Metazoa, Arthropoda, Insecta, Hymenoptera, Braconidae. The coding region runs from base 187 to 4080 and encodes 1297 amino acids. Gene Ontology annotation, cellular component: chromosome; cytoplasm; nucleus. The transcript has 6 exons. Gene Ontology annotation, molecular function: ATP binding; four-way junction helicase activity; 3'-5' DNA helicase activity. The record is from RefSeq and is a predicted model, not a curated record.